UGCUCAAUUAGAGCCCAGCCCAUUCUUUGCAUGCCCAUAUUAUAUAUGAUAUGUACCUUCUACCCAAUUGAAGCGGGAAAAAAAGCACCAGAGAGACAGAGAGAGAGAGAGAGAUGGCGCCACUCGUACACAGCUCCCAGCCAUGGGUCGAGAAAUAUCGACCCAAGCAAGUGAAGGACGUAGCUCACCAGGACGAAGUCGUUCGUGUUCUCACAAACACCCUCGAGACCUCUAAUUGCCCGCAUAUGCUGUUCUAUGGUCCUCCCGGAACAGGCAAAACCACAACAGCGCUUGCCAUAGCGCACCAGCUUUUUGGACCUGAACUCUACAAAUCUAGAGUGCUGGAGCUGAAUGCAAGUGAUGACCGUGGGAUCAAUGUAGUUCGCACAAAAAUAAAGAACUUUGCUGCUGUUGCUGUAGGUUCUGGACGUCAAGGGGGUUAUCCUUGCCCACCUUUUAAGAUAAUUAUCCUAGACGAGGCAGAUUCCAUGACUGAAGAUGCUCAGAAUGCUUUGCGGCGUACCAUGGAAACAUACUCUAAAGUCACAAGAUUCUUUUUCAUUUGUAAUUACAUAAGCAGGAUUAUAGAGCCGCUUGCUUCUAGAUGUGCAAAGUUUAGGUUCAAACCACUUUCAGAAGAAAUCAUGACCAGUCGUAUAUUGCAUAUUUGUAAUGAGGAAGGCUUAAAUCUGGAUACAGAGGCUCUUUCAAUGUUAAGUUCCAUCUCACAGGGCGAUCUUCGUCGGGCUAUAACAUACUUACAGGGAGCUGCUCGCCUCUUUGGAUCAUCUAUUUCUUCCAAUGACUUGAUCAGUGUGUCAGGGGUCAUCCCUCAGGAGGUUGUUCAGGCUUUUUUUUCAGCUUGCAAAAGUGGUAAUUUUGACUUGGCAAAUAAGGAAGUCAAUAAUGUAAUUGCAGAGGGAUAUCCAGUUUCUCAGAUGCUUUCUCAGUUGUUUGACAUAGUUGUCGAAGCAGAUGGUGUAUCAGAUGAACAGAAAGCAAAAAUAUGCAAGAAAUUGGGUGAAGUGGAUAAGUGUCUUGUUGAUGGAGCAGAUGAGUAUUUGCAGCUGUUGGAUGUGGCCAGCAAUACUAUGCGAGUACUUUGCAACAUGCCGCUAGAAUUUUCAUACGAGAAUUAGGUGGACUGAGGUACGAUUUUUAUAUCAAAUCAUGUAGAAACAAACCGUUUAGAAGAGGUUUACACAAAAUCAAAACAAUGCUUUCGCAUGCUAAAUAUCUAUGCAUGUUUUAAUGUUUACACUUCAUGGAGAUGGCCUUUUCUGCUCUAUUCUCUUACCAAUGAAGAAAACAUUGCAUGUUUGAUGUUUGUGGACGGCACAUGCAUUACAAACUGGGUUAUGUUAAUUGGGCAUUGAAUGUGCUAUGACUCAAUUCUAUGAUUUUGCUUUACGGUUCAAUUUGUAGUUUUCUCGGUUCAA
Camellia sinensis is the source of this 1439-nucleotide messenger RNA. RefSeq names its product ATPase family associated with various cellular activities (AAA). Gene Ontology annotation, molecular function: DNA binding; DNA clamp loader activity; ATP binding. NCBI's taxonomy places the organism in Eukaryota, Viridiplantae, Streptophyta, Magnoliopsida, Ericales, Theaceae. The record is from RefSeq and is a predicted model, not a curated record. Gene Ontology annotation, biological process: DNA-templated DNA replication; DNA repair. Gene Ontology annotation, cellular component: DNA replication factor C complex; nucleus.